AUCGUUUGAAAUUCAUGAACUUUGAUUUUUCCGCUGAAUAAAGAAAAGUCUCGUCAAAGCGUGUGGAGAAAAGCGAUAGGCGUUCUCAAUUUCUACCGAGUCGGUUGCUGCUGCACCAAGUAGAGGUUGUGACCAAAAUAGAGCGAAGAUAUAUCAGAUCUGAGUGCAGCAACCUUGUCUUCAGAUCUGAACCACCCAUGGCUUUCUCGUCUUCUCUCUUUUUCCUUCUCUCGCUGCUUUGCCUGACCUUCUUUCCCCCUUCACUUGCCGAGAUCCGAUUCACGGAGAUCCGCAAUGACGACCGCCCAUUUAUCCCCCUUGAUCAGUUCGGCUUUACCCAUUCCGGCCGCCUUGAGCUCAGCGUCUCCAAGAUUUCUCUCUCCGACUCCAAGCUCGACCUUUCCAAGGUUGGCUUCUUCCUCUGCACCCUCGAUUCCUGGCUCCACGUCCUUCGGCAACUCGAAGACCGCGAGAUUACCUGCGUUCUUCAGUCCGAUCUUAUCGAGUCUGUUUACACCUUUAAUUCUCUCAAUAACGCCGAUUCCUUCAACACGGAAUACGUCCAAAAGGACGCCGAUCAGUACAAUCUUGUCUUCGCCAACUGCUAUGAGCAGCAGCUUAAAAUUUCUAUGGACGUUCGAUCUGCUAUGUACAACCUUGACGGAAAGGGCCUCGUCCGCGAUUACUUGUCUGCCGGCAGAACUAUCCUCCCCAGGGUUUAUUUCCUCUUCUCUCUGGCCUAUUUUGGUCUUGCUGGUCUCUGGAUUUACAUCCUCUACAAGAAGCGAUUGACCGCUUUCCGCAUCCACUUCUUUAUGCUCGCCGUCCUCAUCUUGAAGGCUUUGAAUCUCUUGUGCGAGGCCGAAGAUAAAUCCUAUAUCAAGCGAACUGGGAGUGCCCAUGGUUGGGAUGUCCUCUUUUACAUUUUUAGUUUCUUAAAGGGAAUCUCUCUCUUCACUCUUAUUGUGCUGAUUGGCACCGGAUGGUCGUUCUUGAAACCAUACCUGCAGGACAAGGAAAAGAAGGUUUUGAUGAUUGUCAUCCCGCUUCAAGUUGUUGCCAACAUCGCUCAAGUUGUCAUCGAUGAGAGUGGACCAUAUGGCCAUGAUUGGUUUACUUGGAAACAGAUCUUUUUGCUUGUUGAUGUUGUCUGCUGCUGUGCUGUUCUCUUUCCUAUUGUAUGGUCCAUCAAAAACCUGCGUGAGGCUGCAAGAACUGAUGGCAAGGCUGCUGUUAAUUUGAUGAAAUUAACCCUUUUCAGACAUUACUAUAUCGUCGUUAUAUGUUACAUUUACUUCACGAGGGUUGUAGUAUAUGCAUUGGAGACCAUAACCUCCUACAAGUAUUCCUGGACCAGCGUGGUAUGUGCAGAGUUGGCCACUCUCUCCUUCUAUGUGUUUACCGGUUACAAGUUUAAGCCUGAGGCGCACAAUCCAUAUUUUGUAAUUGACGAUGAGGAGGAAGAGGCUGCCGCCGAGGCGUUGAAGCUUGAGGAUGAGUUUGAAUUGUAAUCUGGUAGGAUGGUCAAGAUCCUCCAAAGCUAGAUACUUGAAUAAGUUGUUGUCGUGUUUUCGAAUGUUCAGGUUACAUCUCGACACAACUAUAAAAUUUCGUUUUACAUGUGAUGGGUAUAGGUAUCCGAGUAAACAUUGUACUAUAUUUUCUGUGUUCUGGUACCUCCCAGGCCAGUUCUUUGAAUUAGAGUCAUAAUUUUGUAGGCUGUGUGGAUGCGUGUGAAUCAUUGUUAUGUGCCGUUAGUAUUGAUGUUGAAUGCCGUUCAGCAAAACAUAGCAGAUUUUGUAGGAAA
This is a messenger RNA of Prosopis cineraria, 1807 nucleotides long. Its product is annotated as protein CANDIDATE G-PROTEIN COUPLED RECEPTOR 7-like. The transcript has a single exon. Gene Ontology annotation, cellular component: membrane; Golgi apparatus. NCBI's taxonomy places the organism in Eukaryota, Viridiplantae, Streptophyta, Magnoliopsida, Fabales, Fabaceae. The record is from RefSeq and is a predicted model, not a curated record. Bases 198 to 1511 code for a protein of 437 amino acids. Gene Ontology annotation, biological process: transport.